AUGAUUUUAUUAAAAGGCAUGAACCCAAAAGUUGUAGAUGUCAAAAAUGAUAGGAAAAAACUUGACAUUAUUUGUAUUGUAGAUAAAAGUCCAAGUAUGAAUGAGCAGGGGAAAUUUGUUUCAGUCAAAAAAACAUUAGAUUUUUUGCUUACUCUUUUGAAUGACUCUGAUAGGCUUAGCAUUGUUGCUUUUGAAUCCAAAGCGGACAUAGUGAUUGAUUUAACUGAAACCAAUGAAAAAGGAAAAAUUAGUAUAGCAAAUAAGAUAAAACAAAUGGCUACUAGUGGCAGUGGGACAAAUAUUUCUUCUGGGCUUGAAAAAAGUUUAUCAAUUGUAAGCGCACGUGAAAUGUUUAACAGAGCUACAACCAUUUUAUUGCUGAGUGAUGGUCAAGAUAAUUCUCUAAACCCAGAGAAAGUAAUACAAUUUUCUUAUAAUGUUAAAUCAAUGAUAAAAGGGCCAUACUUCAUUCAUACAUUUGGCUAUGGUGCAGAUCAUGACUCAAAAAUGAUGAAAGAAAUUUCUCGUCUCAACAAUGGCAAUUUCUAUUAUAUAGAAAAUCCUAAAGAUAUAGCAGAAGCAUUUGCAACUUGCUUAGGUGAUUUGGCUACAUCAACUUCUGACAAUCUUGAAGUUGAAUUAAUUCCUCAACCCUGCAGCAUACCUUUUAGCAUUUCUAAGGUAUAUUCAGAAAAUGGAGAAAGUCACUAUACAGUACCCCUUCUUUUAGGUGAUGACAACAAAGACUUGGUUUUUGUGCUAAAUUUCCCACCAUAUACUGGGGAAAGGAAAAGUAAUGAAAUUAUAACCCCCGUCAAGGUAAGUAUAAAUAAAUCAGGUGAAAAUAAAACUACUGAAAUAGAUUUAAACAUUUUAGUAGCAAGCGAAGGCAAUGGAAAUAAAAAGAAUGAAGCUAAUGGAGAUGUUUUGGCGAAUUAUUAUAGAUGCAAAGGUGCAGAAAUCCUUCGCGAUGUUAUAAGCCUUGCUGAUAAGGGUUAUUAUAAACAAGCCAGCAGCGUUGCACUCGAAGCGGCAGAAGAGUUUAGGGCUUUGUGAAUAAAAGAUCAUGUAAUUGUUCAAGCUUUGAUACACGAUCUUGAAGAUGCUUCAAAAAGAGCUUCUUCGAAGAAUAAUUGGGAUAAAGGUGGAAGAGCUCAAGUUGUUUCAGUUCAGGCUAGCCAUUUUUAUCAGAAAGCUUCAAAUAAUGUGCAGAUUUAUAAAAAUAGCUAUCAAGAUGCUUAUUCUGAUAAAGCUGCUGACUAUUUCGGAUCUUAA
Molecule: messenger RNA, 1275 nt
Organism: Blepharisma stoltei
Lineage: Eukaryota; Ciliophora; Heterotrichea; Heterotrichida; Blepharismidae
Source: the annotation of a GenBank genome assembly